GGUGCUCCCUCCUUUAUUCCCCCAUCGCGAACACAAUACACUUCACCUGCUGAAGCACACCCGCAGCGAACGUCACCAUGCGUCCCAAGUCCUCGAAGCCCACCAACGAUGAGCUUCUGGCUCAGUUUGACGACUUGACCGUGGAGUCGGCCGUCGACCAAGAGCCCUCCAAGACUGCCUCUAAACCGGCCACCACCACCGCUGCUACUGCGACGCAGUCGGAGCAAGACAUCCUCGCAGAGCUGGACAGCUUGACUACCCAGCGCCCCAGUAGCGGCCCGGGUACCCCGCGUGUGUCGAUCAACGAGCCCCGUCCAGUUAUCAAGUCACCCAAGCCCGCUCCAGCGGCUGCGACACCCGCGGCCGGUCGGACCAGUGAGGAGAAACCCGUCCCGCGGAGAUCGGGUGAAAGUGUGCGAGCAUCGAUUCCGGAAAAGAAGACCGUCAAUGUCCCGAAACCCGAGUCGGAGCAGCCCGUCGCAGCAGAGGCAGUUACAUCUAGCGGCGGCGGCGGCGGAGGAUGGUGGGGAGGUCUGUUCGCGACAGCUUCGGCUGCUAUGAAGCAGGCCGAGGCGGCCGUGAAGGAGAUUCAACAAAACGAAGAGGCGCAGAAGUGGGCGCAACAAGUGAAGGGGAAUGUCGGUGCACUGAGAGACUUAGGCGGCGAGCUUCGCAACAUGGCCAUCCCGACCUUUACUUCCCUCAUCCACACUAUCGCUCCUCCGAUCUCCUCUCACGAACGUCUUCAGAUCCAUAUCACUCAUGAUCUGUCCGGAUACCCCAGCAUCGACCCUCUGGUCUACGCAGUCUUCUCGCGCGUGAUGGCCCAGGUGGAGGGCGGCGAUCUCCUCGUCAUCCAGCGGGGGCAGGAGUCGGCACCCAAGCGCGGCCUCGAUAUCGGCGGCAUUCAAUUUUCGGGACCAGGAUGGCACGACGGGCCUUGGUGGCGGACGGUCACUCCCGGUCACCCUCGGACGCUUGCGGCCGUCCGCGGCUCCGUGGAAGCUACCAAGCUCGCCCGCGCGAGUGCCGAAGCCUACGCCACCGAGCUCUUCUCCGCUCGGGGAGGAGUGGAGGAAGCCGCGAGACAGGCCACUCAAGACCUGAGCGAAAGCAACCCCGUGCGCAGCAGCGAUAUCUUCUUGGCCAUCCAAGCUGUCAGCCAGACCACAUCCGCGGAGCUCUUCCAAUCGGGCCCCACGACCGAAAAAGCCAGCCCGCCGGGAGUCAUUGACGCGCCAGCCGAGACCGAGGAGGAGGUCGUCUUCGCGCUGUAUCUCCAUGACCCCAUCCACGGCAUCUCCUUACACACGCUCUCCCAGGCCGUGCCUCAGAAAUGGAUCGACUGGCUGGAGGCCUCGGCAGCUCCCGCCGAAGACCCCAACAGCGAAGACCCCAACCUGCCUCAGACCGUCGUGCCCGAGGAGAUCGCGGAGAUCAUCGAGGGCGGCGGAGUGGAUCCUCGCGAAUGGGCGGCGGAGUGGAUCGAAGAGUCCCUUUCCCUGGCCGUCGGAGUUGUCGCGCAACGCUACGUCGCUCGGCGCAUGGGCGUCGGCGAGCGGACGGCGGCUAAGGGCAAGAUGCGUGCUGAGCAGGCUUCGGUGGUCGAGAGCGGAGCCGGUGAAGUUGCGCGGGCGCUGUAGGGGAUGGUUAGUUGCCACGGUUCCUUUUGUUUGCUUCAGUUUCUUUUUUAAAGUUUCUCCCCUGAUGAUCAAAUGAUACUCCUGCCCGCCGUUUUUGUCCUGCGCGCAAUUACCUGUUCUUCUUGAAUGCCUUGAGAGUCCAUGACAUUGUUUCGUACAUUGUCACUUAAUCGCGCUGAAACCAGCGUACAUAAACCAACCUCUGACUCCCUAUUGAAUUAGCGAACCUUGCCCGCAUAAUGAAGCAGAAAUAAGAGCGUAUCUGCAAUGCACUAUUUAUGAUUGAUGUCGAGAUAAUAUCUUCUUUAUGUGUGUGUCCUCAUCCAGCAAUUGCAUCCAAACAGAUCCUCU
Aspergillus homomorphus CBS 101889 is the source of this 1994-nucleotide messenger RNA. Its product is annotated as DUF5427 domain-containing protein MTC1. The transcript is spliced from 2 exons. The coding region runs from base 78 to 1643 and encodes 521 amino acids. The record is from RefSeq and is a predicted model, not a curated record. Lineage: Eukaryota; Fungi; Ascomycota; Eurotiomycetes; Eurotiales; Aspergillaceae.